This is a messenger RNA of Gongylonema pulchrum, 195 nucleotides long. The record is from the annotation of a GenBank genome assembly. Lineage: Eukaryota; Metazoa; Nematoda; Chromadorea; Rhabditida; Gongylonematidae.
AUGGACGAGAACAAAGUCAACAGUGCCAUUUAUGCAUUUAUCAUCGUUUGUCAGUGUCUUUCAAUGAUUGCACACUUUUUCAAACGACAUCGAAAACGACAGCCUGCUCGUGAAUAUAGCAUCCCAGAAGCAACACGUCACUCUAAUCUGCCAUAUAAUGGUGAACCCAGCGUACAAACUUUUAGUCGCCUGUAA